GCAAAUACGUCUGCCGAUCUAACGACGUCAUUGACCUAUCUGCGCAUGUCACCUCGGACACGCCCAUUGACAGGGUAAUGACUUAAAACUGGAUAUUAAUGUCUACCAUCGUUACAAGACAGCGCAAAAGGUUACAGGUAGCGACUCACACUGGGACUGGUGACUGAAAUAUGGAUAUGUCAAGCACACUGACGUCAGCGUUCGUUGUCUUCAUUAUGGCGAUCACGUGGUUGAGCACGACUUCAGCUGUUCAGGUAGACUCCGCCCCUCCCCCUCCUCCUCCGCCUCCUGGUGAAUCUGGUCCGUGCGCCUAUUACUGUCAGUUCGGACUCCUGCCUGGCAUGUGUAACUGUGACUUGGUGAAUGAGCUGUCAGUUGCUCGGGAAACACCUUGCAUGUUAAAACAUUGUAGAACACAUGAACAGUGUGUGGAGCUGCAUGGUAACCCUGUGUGUGUGGUCGCUGGAUCGAAACCACCGUACACCGACACCUAUAACAGUGGAGCGACACCAGAAAUUUGCCAACAACCAAAAGUGAUUGGAAGAUGUCGAGCUUUUUUUAGAAGAUUUUAUUUCAAUACUAGAACAGGGAUCUGUGAAAGGUUCAUAUACGGCGGAUGUGGAGGAAACACGAACAAUUUUAAAACUCUAGCAGAAUGUCGAACAGCCUGCAUAGAACCAAAACCAGAUAAUCAGUUCAUAGUCGACUUUGAGACAGUCUAUAGAUUUCCAGGAAUUUAAAAACGUCUGCGGAAUAUAGUCUUAAUUUUGAGUUUCUUAAAGGGACAUUACUGAGUUUGCUGCAAUUUUUCAGAUGUUAUCUGCUAACAAAGACUUUUUGACGAUUGUAAUUACAUAUCAAAUAUAUUUUCCUGCAUAACAUAUUAGUGGCUGUA
Molecule: messenger RNA, 895 nt
Organism: Gigantopelta aegis
Lineage: Eukaryota; Metazoa; Mollusca; Gastropoda; Neomphalida; Peltospiridae
Product: eppin-like
Exons: 5
Coding region: 171-740 (189 amino acids)
Molecular function (GO): serine-type endopeptidase inhibitor activity
Source: RefSeq, a predicted model, not a curated record